Messenger RNA from Closterium sp. NIES-65, 1314 nucleotides. The record is from the annotation of a GenBank genome assembly. NCBI's taxonomy places the organism in Eukaryota, Viridiplantae, Streptophyta, Zygnematophyceae, Desmidiales, Closteriaceae.
AUGGGGGGUCCCACUCCAUCCCUCAUUUCUCCUUUCCACCUUCGCUUUCCGAUUUCCUCUGCCUCCCUGUCAGCUCUCCGCGCUCCUCCCCAAACCUUCCGUGAUACCGACCGUGGUGUUAGCAUGGCGACCAGUAGGAUAGUACUACCUGCGACUGAAUUCCCCCUCCACGUGCCAGUGGGCGUCGGUGGGUACGGGGUGACGCUUGAGAUGAAGGACUACGAAGCCCUUCGCGACGAGAAGGCCGAGUUCACAGAACCUUGCUUCGACCUCGGCCUCGCGUACGAGCUCGAUCGUCUGGGAAAAGGCGACAGCAUGAUCCUGAUCCGCGGUGCGAGUCUUCGCGCCGCCAGGACGGCGUCGAAGGCGGACUAUCUGGUUUUCGGGUCGGCCUUCGGCUUCGAAGCCCUCGCCAUCCCCCUGUGCACCGGGGGCGGACCUCUUCCCGGCAGGCACUGCAGCGUCCUGCUUGUUGUGCGCCCUGGCGACCUGCUUUUGCCCGACGAGGAGGAGAUCGGGACGUUCUACCGCCACCUCGACCCCAAGACCUCCUCCAAGCGGCACGAGGAGGAGGCGGCCAACGUUAUGAGGUUUUUCGCCGAGUGCGCGAAGGCGGAGUUGAACCGUGAGGGAAGGCAGUGGACGGCUGCGCCUCCUUCCGCCGAAAUCCUCUCCGAACGUCUGGAGAGUCUUGCCGCCCCCAUCCGUGAUGUGAGUUUCCAACGUCCAUGUCGCCUUGUCGCCUGGGCUAUCGUCGUCGAGGCGUCGACUCACCCUUUUCGUCGUCGCCAUGUGCUUCGGAUGUUGAUGCAGAAAUUGCCCGACAUCCUCAAGGAGGAGGUCGCCGGCUCGGGGCUGUUUGCGGUCAACGCGUUCGCGUGGUCUUUGGAGCAUCUCGACGACGUGUUUCGCAGCUACGAUCCGCUCAUCGUCGAGAACCCGAAGAUGGUCGGCUUGAAGGCGCUCCGACUGGAGCUGCUGCACCACGCGGAGAAGGCCGCGUCGAACAGAGGGGAGGCGGCGUCGACCGUGGCCCGUGGCGUCGAAACCGGCAUCGCUAUGGGUGGGGAGGAGGAGCACGAGAGGGAGGACGUUGAGGGGGGCGGGGAGCACGACGGUGGCUCGGAAGAAGAGGAGGAGGACGUGGAGCGUGAGGAGGACGACGUGGUUGUCACCGGCGAAGAGGAGGCAGUGCAGUUCGCCGGUGAGAAGGUUGCGGAUAUGGGCGGCGGCAGCGGACCCAAGUUGGGCAAGAAGGCCCGGGGCAGCAGUGGCUCGUGUCAGAACAUAUCUAUAGCUUAUACUGCUGUGUAG